UGUAACAGUUGGAAACAUGGAAGCCACAAUCCCAAACCUCAAACUCGGAGCCUUUCACUCACUCUCAUCCAACCUCACACUCACACCACCAUUUUCUCUCAGAUUUUCCCUCACUUUCCCAGAAACUAGUAGAAAGAAAUCCACCACUCUUAGGCAAACUUUUUCUUCUUCAAUCUCUCACAUUCGCCUAAGAGUGUCUGCAAAUUCCCAAGCAGCCCCUGCUUCAACCCAAGCUACCAAAGUCUCCUCCAUACCCCCUGAAAUGAAGGCCUGGGUAUAUGGCGAAUAUGGAGGUGUGGAUGUUUUGAAGUUUGAUGAGAAAGUUUCUGUGCCUGAAGUGAAAGAGGACCAGGUUUUGAUCAAGGUUGUUGCUGCUGCUCUUAACCCAGUUGAUGCCAAGAGAAGGCAGGGCAAGUUCAAGGCCACUGAUUCUGCUCUUCCGACUGUUCCAGGAUAUGAUGUUGCUGGGGUGGUGGUAAAAGUUGGCAGUCAAGUAAAGGAACUAAAGGAAGGGGAUGAAGUAUAUGGUGACAUAAAUGAGAAAGCGUUGGAAGGCCCUAAACAGUUUGGUUCGUUAGCUGAGUAUACUGCUGUGGAAGAGAAGUUAUUGGCAUUGAAACCCAAGAAUCUGGAUUUUGUACAGGCUGCUGCACUUCCUCUUGCCAUAGAGACAGCAUAUGAGGGUCUCGAAAGGACUGGUUUUUCUGCUGGUAAAUCUAUUCUUGUUUUAAAUGGUUCUGGUGGUGUUGGAAGCCUAGUGAUUCAGCUCGCAAAACAUGUGUUUGGUGCUUCUAAAGUUGCGGCUACUUCAAGCACUAGAAAUUUGGAGAAGUUAAAGAGCUUGGGUGCUGAUUUAGCUAUUGACUACACUAAGGAAAACUUUGAAGAUUUGCCAGAAAAGUUUGAUGUGGUAUAUGAUGCUAUUGGGCAAUGUGAUAGGGCAGUGAAGGCUGUGAAAGAAGGGGGCAGUGUAGUGGCCUUAACUGGUGCAGUCACACCCCCUGGUUUUAGAUUUGUGUUGACUUCCAAUGGAGAAGUUCUUAAGAAACUAAACCCAUAUUUGGAGAGUGGAAAGAUAAAGCCAGUAAUUGAUCCAAAAGGGCCAUUCCCAUUUUCCAAGGUUGCUGAAGCUUUCUCAUACAUUGAAACUAACCGAGCUACUGGCAAGGUUGUUAUACAUCCAAUUCCAUGAUGAAGUAGAAAAUGGGGCCAUUUUGUAAUGCACUAUAUAUAUAUAUAAUUCGAGUUACAGACUUUGAAUGCUCAA
Molecule: messenger RNA, 1267 nt
Organism: Hevea brasiliensis (rubber tree)
Lineage: Eukaryota; Viridiplantae; Streptophyta; Magnoliopsida; Malpighiales; Euphorbiaceae
Product: 2-methylene-furan-3-one reductase
Exons: 4
Coding region: 17-1192 (391 amino acids)
Biological process (GO): pteridine-containing compound metabolic process
Molecular function (GO): zinc ion binding; oxidoreductase activity, acting on the CH-CH group of donors, NAD or NADP as acceptor
Source: RefSeq, a predicted model, not a curated record